AUGGACAAAGGGCAUAAUAUCACCGUGUUUAUUCUCCUGGGACUCUCCCCCAACAAGAACAUUGAAAUCUUUUGCUUUGUGUUAUUUUUAUUUUGCUACAUUGCUAUUUGGCUGGGAAAUGGGCUCAUAAUAAUUUCUGUCGUGUGCACACAGCUAAUUGACCAACCCAUGUACUUCUUCCUCAAUUACCUCUCCCUCUCUGACCUUUGUUAUACAUCCACAGUGACACCCAAGCUAAUGGCUGACUUACUGUCAGAAAAAAAGAUCAUUUCCUACAAUAACUGCAUGGUGCAGCUCUUUCUCAUUCACUUCCUUGGAGGCAUUGAGAUCUUCAUCCUCACGGGGAUGGCCUAUGACCGCUACGUGGCCAUCUGCAGGCCGCUGCACUACACUGUCAUCAUGAGCAGGCAAAGGUGCACCUCCAUCAUCGUAGCGUGUUGCGCUGGGGGCUUCCUGCACUCUGCCAGUCAGCUCCUUCUCACCAUCUUCUUACCGUUCCGUGGGCCCAAUGAGAUAGAUCACUACUUCUGCGAUGUGUACCCUUUGCUGAAAUUGACCUGUUCUAACACACACAUAAUAGGUCUCCUGGUCAUUGCUAAUUCAGGCUUAAUUGCUUUGGUGACCUUUGUUGUCUUGAUGUUGUCUUACUUUUUCAUACUGUACACCUUACAUGCAUACUCUGCGGAGAGCCGCAGCAAAGCCCUUUCCACCUGCAGCUCUCAUAUAAUCGUGGUGGUCCUGUUUUUUGCACCUGCAUUAUUCAUUUACAUUAGACCCACCACAACGUUCCCAGAGGACAAAGUGUUCGCUCUUUUUUACACCAUCAUUGCCCCCAUGUUCAACCCUCUGAUCUACACACUGAGAAACAAGGAGAUGAAGAACGCCAUGAGAAAAGUUUGA
Messenger RNA from Chinchilla lanigera (long-tailed chinchilla), 900 nucleotides. Its product is annotated as olfactory receptor 4P4. Gene Ontology annotation, molecular function: olfactory receptor activity; G protein-coupled receptor activity. Lineage: Eukaryota; Metazoa; Chordata; Mammalia; Rodentia; Chinchillidae. Gene Ontology annotation, cellular component: membrane. Gene Ontology annotation, biological process: G protein-coupled receptor signaling pathway. The record is from RefSeq and is a predicted model, not a curated record. The transcript has 2 exons. Bases 1 to 900 code for a protein of 299 amino acids.